Molecule: messenger RNA, 741 nt
Organism: Gossypium arboreum
Lineage: Eukaryota; Viridiplantae; Streptophyta; Magnoliopsida; Malvales; Malvaceae
Product: protein TIFY 11c-like
Exons: 5
Coding region: 1-741 (246 amino acids)
Biological process (GO): regulation of jasmonic acid mediated signaling pathway; regulation of defense response; response to wounding
Cellular component (GO): nucleus
Source: RefSeq, a predicted model, not a curated record
AUGAAGUUGAAGGAGGCAGAAGAGGUUAGAUAUAAGAGAAAUGAGCAUAACAUCAUGAAAGGGUCAAAGUCAAGAAAUGAAAUGUCUCACAACAUUGAUUUGUUUAGAAAAUAUCUUCUCAGCAAAUCUGAAAACCAUAACGUUGGUAAAACCAACAAGGAAGAAUCAGCUGUGAUGAAGCACAGGUCCUCACCACCUCUUACUCCUUUAAUAAUGCCACCUAAGUUUGCUUCCAGCAUUUCUCGGCCCCUUUCUCUUCUCGAACGACAUCUCCUUCAACCAACCAGGAAUAGUGAAGAAAUAGGAAAAAGUUCAAAUUGUGGUGAUGAGAAAUCUUUAACAACACAACUCACAAUUUUCUACGCUGGGGUUGUUAACGUGUAUGAUAAUGUUCCCAGUGAUAAGGCACAAGCCAUCAUGCUUCUGGCGGGAGAGAGUUGUGUGACAAAGUCUACCGCAAAAGAAAAGACAUUAGUAGAGGCAAAAGCAUCACCCAACCAACAACAAGCCGUGGACCUCCCCAUUGCAAGAAGAAUUUCACUCCGUCAUUUUCUUGAAAAACGCCGGCGCAGGAUAGUAAACAAUUCUCCUUAUGCAGCAGCUAUUAAUUGUUGUAAAAAUAAUAGAGAUGAAGAGAAGAGGAAGAAGGAGCUAAACUUAGACCAUCACAUUUCCAUGCAAAAUAAUCCUAGUAUUUCUUUUUCACCAUUACCUUACUGUUUAGCUGUACCACCUAAUUGA